CACCCACACGAUGCCAGGGCGGUAGGACACAUGGUCAGCGCACCUUUUUAUUGAAAUUAUUACCCCCUGCUAACACAAAACAAGUCCCCUAUCCAGAGAUAUUUCGAUCAGUUGGUGAAAAUAAUGCUUUCUUUUGCCACCAGGCCCCGCGUUCUUAUUGGCUAUGGCGCGUCAUGUGACCAGGAAUUGGCUGCAAUUUCGCCCAUAGUCUUCAGUUUAGUAGACCAAGGUCCCCAUACGCUAGUAAUAUCACCAAUAUACACAAUUAUUAAAGCCCGCAAAUACGCCAUAGCGGGGCGCAAAUAAUCUCUCGUUUUUGUUUCUUUUUGCUGUUUGAUAUCUCCGUCCGCUUUGUGACCAAGAGAAGCUAUGAAUUUUGAAUUUGAGAGGGAGAUUGGGUUCAUAAACAGCCAGCCUUCCCUCGCUGAGUGCCUGACGUCUUUCCCCGCUGUCCUGGAGUCAUUUCAAACUUCAUCAAUCAAGGACUCGACAGUAAUUCCUCCUCCUUUCGAGCACACCAUACCCAGCUUGAGCCCUUGCACAAGCAACCAGGCGCGACCAAGAAGCCAAAAGCGCACCUCCAAUGGCCUGCAGCUCCGGACUCCGCAGCCGCAACAGGGCCCGGUCCCGGCGGCCAGCGGCGGUACCCUGGCCCACGAGUUCCCCUGGAUGAAGGAGAAGAAAUCCUCCAAGAAGUGCCCGAAACCUGGACCUGCUACAGCGGCCGCCUCCUCCCCCUCACCCGCAUCAACCGGCUAUGCCAACGUUGGACUGGAGUCCCCGACAGAGGCGCAGGGCGGGUUGGACAGCGGCAGUGGCUCCCGGAGGCUGAGGACAGCCUACACCAACACUCAGCUGCUGGAGCUGGAGAAGGAGUUCCACUUCAACAAAUACCUCUGCCGGCCCCGCCGGGUGGAGAUAGCCGCGCUGCUGGAUCUAACCGAGCGACAGGUCAAAGUAUGGUUCCAAAACCGGCGGAUGAAGCACAAGCGCCAAACGACGCACCACAGGGAUGGACAGGACGGCGAUCCAGGGGGGUUUGAGCCCCUGGAAGGCACCGACGUCGCAUCGCCCUACUCAAGCCAGCCCUUGGAAGCCUCUGGGUCUGGCGCCGGAUCUGGACCGGCUUCAGGCUCUGGGUCUGGGACAGGCUCAGCUGCAGCCUCGGAGAGCGAGACCAGCGCCUCCACAACCACCUCCUACACAAACAGCAUUGACAAUAAGCAACCCACGCCUGAGGAAAAUAAGGCGAGCGGACAAGAGGCUGCCUCGGACACAGCUGUGCGCUCUCCCCCAUUCCCAACGCCCACUGCAGAUAACCCCGCAACAAUGGCAGAGGGGCGCGCAUCUGCCACCGACCAUUCGUUCACGGAGCCGCAGGAAGCCGUCUCGCUGCCCGAUUUGAAUUUCUUCUCUGCGGAUUCAUGCCUGCAGAUUUCGGACGCUUUGUCGCCCAGUCUACAGAGCUCCCUGGACAGUCCAGUAGAUUUUUCCGAAGAGGACUUUGAUUUAUUCACGAGUACUCUCUGUACAAUAGACUUACAACAUUUACAAUUCUAACGGAGGACAAAAACAUGAACUAGCCUACUUUACAUCAAUAACUCAAGAACAAUCGAACUCUGAAGACUGAUCGUUGUGUUUUAAUUUUGUUUUGAAUGCAUCUCGACUGCAACAUUCCUGCAAAUUUAUAGAAAAUAUCCCCUCAUCUUGGGUUGAAUUAUUACAAUAUUACUGAGGCACUGAGAAUUACAGGAGAUAACGUUUAUUAAUUGCCAGUAUUGCAUAUGUUUUAACCUAUCGAAAUCCCAUCCGGACUUCCCCCUGUCGAAAUUUCAGGUAUUUAUCUUCUUUUAAUUUUCUGUGCUCACAUUGUGCUCACUAAAUACCUUUUGGGGACUUUUCCAGUAAAGCUCAAUCGUUGAAUUCUCAGGAAACGUGUGAGACAGUGAGGAUAGCUGAACUGCUUUUAGAAAUCCACUCCUGGUUGGGCGACCCUAUUGAAGAAUUUUAGAACUAGUUUAUUUAUUGAGAUUCUUUAAUAGCAAAUUUCAAAUUAUUUAUUGUACAUUAUUUUCAUAGUUGAAAUAAA
Engraulis encrasicolus (European anchovy) is the source of this 2089-nucleotide messenger RNA. RefSeq names its product homeobox B2a (gene hoxb2a). Bases 370 to 1560 code for a protein of 396 amino acids. The transcript is spliced from 2 exons. Gene Ontology annotation, biological process: regulation of transcription by RNA polymerase II. Gene Ontology annotation, molecular function: RNA polymerase II cis-regulatory region sequence-specific DNA binding; DNA-binding transcription factor activity, RNA polymerase II-specific. Lineage: Eukaryota; Metazoa; Chordata; Actinopteri; Clupeiformes; Engraulidae. Gene Ontology annotation, cellular component: nucleus. The record is from RefSeq and is a predicted model, not a curated record.